UGCGAUAUAUUACACAAUUUGCACCUCUCGUUGCCCUCUCUCUCUCAACCUAAAAAUCGCUGUCUUUGAUCAGUCUCUGCAGCCCUCACCUCCUCUUUCAGAAAGACCUGUCAUCACCAUGAGAGUGAGAGCCAGACCAUAACCCACCGCACCAUAAAUUGGUGCGGAAAGAUCCAUAAAGCAAGGAGCAUGCAUGAUAUUUUCUAAUGACAUGGCUUUCCCAUCGUCUCAUAGUUUCAUGUUCCAAACUCACGAAGAUCAAGACCACCUCCCUUCCUCCAACACCCUCCCCUCAUGCCCUCCUCAACAGUACUAUCAUGGUGGUGUGCCUUUCUUGAUGAACAGAUCGAUGUCGUUUUCGGGUAUUGACAACAAGUGCGGAGAAGUGCAUGCAGAUGAUGAGUUGUCUGAUGAUGGAACGCAGAUUGGGGAAAAGAAGAAAAGGCUUAAUUUAGAACAGGUAAAGGCACUUGAAAAGAGCUUCGAGUUGGGAAACAAGCUGGAGCCAGAGAGAAAAACGCAGCUGGCCAAGGCUUUGGGCCUGCAACCAAGACAGAUAGCGAUAUGGUUCCAAAACAGGAGGGCUAGGUGGAAGACCAAGCAAUUGGAGAAAGACUAUGAGGUCCUGAAGAAACAGUUCGAAGCACUCAAGGCUGAUAAUGAUGCUCUUCAGGCCCAGAACAAGAAACUUAAUGCAGAGUUAUCGGCUCUCAAAAGUAGUGACACAAAUGAAGUCGGGCUUAAAAACAUGAAGAAGGAAACUGAAUGUUCUUGGAGCAAUGGAAGUGAGAACAGUUGUGACAUUAACUUGGAUAUUUCAAGAACACCCGCCGUAAUGAACGGCCCAGUAUCUUCGAGAUUAAGCAGUAAGCACAUCUUCCCCUCAUGCAUCAGGCCUACAAGCAUGUCCCAACUCCUCCAAGGUUCAUCCAGAUCAUCGGACCUCCAAUGCCUGAAAACCGAUCAAAUGACUCAAGAUGCAGGCUUCAGCAACAUGUUCAAUGGCAUUGAAGACCAACAUAAUUUUUGGCCGUGGCCCGAGCAGCAUCAGCAGCACUUCCAUUGAAGAAAAGCUCAUGUCUCAAACAACAAACACUGUUCGUCUAAGAGUUGGGUGUUUGAAUCCAUGUUUUGGCAGUAGAAUGAUGUAUAGAUUCGAAUAUAUCUAGCUGCUCCAAUUUCAAGUGGCCUGGAAGUCAGUACGGGAAAGCAAUUAAACUCUGAAAAACCUUUCUUUCUCUUCAUUUUAUGGAUUGUGAUAUAUAUGCUAGGUUGACUCAUACACUUUUUUGUUCUUUUUUAUCUUAAAAUUAUUAAUCACUAGCUAAGGUACAUGUGCUACUGAGUGGGUUUCCAGCUCUGGCAUGUAGCAUGGGCCAUGUAAUAAAGAUGGAUUCUCUCCUUGCAA
Molecule: messenger RNA, 1408 nt
Organism: Juglans microcarpa x Juglans regia
Lineage: Eukaryota; Viridiplantae; Streptophyta; Magnoliopsida; Fagales; Juglandaceae
Product: homeobox-leucine zipper protein HAT7-like
Exons: 3
Coding region: 194-1066 (290 amino acids)
Biological process (GO): positive regulation of DNA-templated transcription
Cellular component (GO): nucleus
Molecular function (GO): sequence-specific DNA binding; DNA-binding transcription factor activity, RNA polymerase II-specific
Source: RefSeq, a predicted model, not a curated record